Molecule: messenger RNA, 3970 nt
Organism: Spodoptera frugiperda (fall armyworm)
Lineage: Eukaryota; Metazoa; Arthropoda; Insecta; Lepidoptera; Noctuidae
Exons: 11
Coding region: 55-2037 (660 amino acids)
Source: RefSeq, a predicted model, not a curated record
UGUUUUGCGAGUCAGUGCGACACGGAGAAGGGCAUCAUUUUGGGUGAUGGUAACAUGGGCCGGAGCUCUGACUUCAGCUGGCUUGGAUUAUUCAAAGUUUCCUUGGAGGAUUACGAUGACGUUGACGAAAUAGUAACUGGAAUCGUACUCAUUAAACCCAAUUAUGCGCUCGCCAAUGCAGAAGAUAUUGCCAAGAUACCAAAGGAGAUAUUUUUGCAGCACAGUGAAGCGAUGUUUAUAUCGGAAGGCGACGUGGCGGUGUACUACAGGCCGCUCUCCUACGUCACACAUCCCGAGCACCAAACUGCUGUAUACAGCAGCAUUGCUAUCGUCAAACUCGCUGUUCCUGAAGAUAGUCAAGUGAUCCCAAUAUGCUUCCCGGACAUUUCGUACGACUCUGAUCAUCUUUACCUCUUCGGAUAUACAGAUGACAACGAUAAUACUAUCUGGGAGAAGGUUAUAUACAAAAUUCAGCCGGUGGACACUCACACUUGUGCUCGGUUCUAUAAAAAUGAAGGAUUGGUAGACCGGCAGCACGAGCCGGAGUCGUACGUGUGCGGGCGGCAUCAGUACAGCAACGCAUCUUGCAUCUGGGAAAAUGGCAUGGUACUAGCUUCCAACACCACUGGCUGGUUCACACUCAUUGGGUUCAGUGUGCAUGGGCCUGGGUGCAAUGUGCCUGCUCGUUUCAUCUUCAUGCUGCACUACUUUUCCUGGAUUAACUCGGUGACGCGAGAAAGUGGCAGGCGAGCCGGUGACGAUAGCGAUGAAGUACCCUUGCACAAUUUAGUAAAAUCAAUCAAUGUCCCUCUCGAGAAAAAUCCAACACCAGUAUUCUUCAUUCGGCACGACUAUAUCAAAUGGCCAAGCUUUAAACAUGCGGUACAAAUGAAGUAUUUCCAUCUAGAAGAACCUACCUACGAGGACCCACAUGCAAUUGCUAUAUAUCCGUUCAACACGACGCAGGAAAUGUAUUGGAAAGCAUGCCAGUCAAGCCGUGCGCUCAUAUACCGAGAGCAUUUUAAGCUCGACGCGCCCCGUACUUCUGGAGUCGUCAGGUACAAGGUAUCAAUGUACAACCUGAAUAUACCAGCGUGCUCGUGCGUCACCCUUACGGUACAGUGUACAGAGCGGUCGGAGGCUUUCUUAACACUGAGAGACGAAAUCAAUUUUACGCCUGAGGAAGGUGACACCUUCGGUGGUGGGCACAACCCAAUGCAUGAUGCAGCUUUUCAGGUGGUUCCCGUCACAGAGAAAAUGCCAGCCGCUAUGAAUCCUGCUAACAUUUCGUCUGAUGAAAUAGAGCCGAUGAAAUUUCCAAACUCUGUAGUCCAAUACUUGAGCGGAAAAUCAGCUACGGGGAAAGUGAUCAGUUAUGACCUAUACAUACAAUUGAAAUUUCAUGGCAGUGCAGUAUUGAAGUUUCAGAUAUUUGGGGAGCCUUUACUGCGUGGUACAACAUCUGAACCGGCUAGAGCACUCUACGCUGACCCUUUCACAUUCCCAAGUCAUACAGAAGAAAACCCAUACGGAGCUCGAACAACACACGGCCCGAACUGGCGUCCACCACCUGGUUGGGAUAUUCCUGAAACCUCCCCUAGACUAACUUUACGGGGUUGGGCUGGUGAUCCAAGUAAUCUAGACGAAUUAAUACGUUUUAAUAUCACUGAAAAUACUAGAGUAAAUGAUGAUGUGAUAACACUCGAGGCUACGGAUGAUGAUGAUGAUCCGAUAAAGACAACUCCCGAUCCCUAUAAUUCCCGGCGUAAGAAGGAGCGCUAUGAUUCCCGGCGUAAGAAGGAGCGCUUUGAUUCCAGACGUAACAAGGAGCGCUUUGAUUCCAGACGUAACAAGGAGCGCUUUGAUUCCAGACGUAACAAGGAGCGCUUUUGGGGUAACACUGUUAAGUGGCCCUCUCUUGUUGUGGAUGACAACCUGGAGCAUGAAUCACUGAAUGCAGGCCCGCGCCUAAGCCCAGACCCAUGGUUCAUGUCAGCUUGCUGCGUUAUACUCCUCAUGCUGUUCGGUAUACGUUAGCGAUAGUAUAAUUCUAAUAUGAAAUGACAAUGCCAGAAUCUCUAUAGAGCUUUGCCCCACUUAAAAAGUAUAGUGUACAGGCAUGCCAAAUGUAGCAUUCUAUUGCCGAGCGGCAAUAGAAUGCUACAUUUGGCAUUAUUAGUGAUAACUAAAAACAUGAUUAAAAGCAAAAUAGAACUUGCGGUUUCUAUACAAAUCUAAGAACAAAAUAUUACAUUUAGGUUAGGUACCUGUUUAGAUUAGUUGCAUAAUGGUAUAAUGGUAGAAAUAAUUAAAUUAAGUGCUUUAUAUUAUUACAAUGCUAUAUAAUAUGCAUUCAUUAUAAUAUAUAUUAUAAAAAAAAUAACUAAUAGUAUGUAUUAAAACCAAAUUCAUAUUAAAAUCCGUACACAUUACAAUAAUAAAUCUUUUUUUUAUUGAAUGACUCGUUUUGUUCCUUGUGCAAGCGUACUAAGAAACGCAGAUGGUCGCGAUAAAUACAGGAAAUAGGCCUUGGGUUUUUUAAAUUCUUUUUAUUUCCUAAUUUUUAUCCGCAAGUUUAUCAGAAUAAUAAUUAAGUAACCAAGGGACUUAUUUUCAUUGCAUAAUUUAGAUUAAUUAAAAUUUCUUGUACAUUGAUGAAAUUAAGUGGGGCAGGAUCUGGCAUUGUCAUUUACACACAUAGUUCUCGUUCCCAUGUGAUUUGCAGGAUAAAAACUAUUCUAGUCUUUUUCCGCAUUUCAAACUAUGUGCCUACAUAAUUAUACCUGUAUUGAAUUUGAAUCAGUAAAAAGUUUCAAUUUAUCCCCUUUUUAGCUACCUAGGGGGGAAAUAUACAGGGUGUUAAGUCGACGUCCGACGACGACGUAUCGACAUCAACAUGACCCGAAUGGUGUUGUUGGUAACUUUGAAUAUUUGGCGAAUUUCCACAUUACGGAAUUUUAUCGGCAAACACAUACUGGUUUUACAAUUGUAUAUAAUGUAUAUCCUGGUCUUAGGCACUGCGGGAUUUUCAAUGACAAAAUUGUGUGUAAUUUCCUGGACGCUGCCCAACCGAUUUGGAUUAAUUCGUAGGUAUAUGUAGUGGUCCACAACUUCGAAGACAUUCCUAACCAUGACCGGUAACUUAAGAAAGUUUGUUAUUAGGAAACGGUAUUGAGGUUGCUAAGCAUGGCCCUCAGGUCUACCAGGGACGCGACUAUAUAUGCCAUUGGCAAAACCGAGAUGAAUUAUGUAUUCGCUAUUAACUAUGCCGAGUCCACUUAUAAGCUUUUGGCUGUUCAAGAGCUUAAACCUCGUAAUUGUAAGAAAAUACUAAAGAGACUAAGACUCAUAGAAGUUAUAGUUAUACAUAUAAUAAUAAUUUAUUUUUAAAUUAAGUAUGAGAAUAUGGUAUAAUGUAUAAUGUAAUCUUAAGUACGGGAGAACCAUACUUUGGCACGAAUGGGCGGGCUCGACCGGAGUGAUACCACGGCAUUACAAAAAACCGACGUGAAAUAACGCUUGUGUUGUGUUUCGUUGUAUGAGUGAUGUUACCAGAGGCACAAUUACCAGCCUUCCCAAUCUUCCCUAUCCAAAUUUUCCAACAACCCUUAAAUUCCUAACUCCCAAAAGGCCAGCAACGCAUUUGUAACACCUCUGGUGUUACGAAUGUCGUGGGUGGCCGCGAUUGCUUACCACCAGGUGAUCCGUCUGCUCGUUUACCGGCUUAAAACAUAAAAAAUAAACAUAAAGCUAUGUAUGUAUAAGUACUUACUGUGUUUACUUUAAAACUAUUGUCAUAACUUAUCGUUAAAUGUAUGCAAUGUGGGUGUUUAUGAUUCUGUUUAUUCUUUGUACCUACUUUCACUUGAAACAUAUAAUUAUGUAUAAUAUAUGUCCUAGUUCAGGCACUUAAUAUUGUCGACUUGAUAUAUUUAUAAGCAAAACGUAUUAGUAGAUUAUUGUGUUUCAA